Branchiostoma floridae (Florida lancelet) is the source of this 1745-nucleotide messenger RNA. Its product is annotated as zinc finger protein 525-like. The record is from RefSeq and is a predicted model, not a curated record. Gene Ontology annotation, biological process: regulation of transcription by RNA polymerase II. The transcript has 2 exons. Gene Ontology annotation, cellular component: nucleus. The coding region runs from base 113 to 1165 and encodes 350 amino acids. Lineage: Eukaryota; Metazoa; Chordata; Leptocardii; Amphioxiformes; Branchiostomatidae. Gene Ontology annotation, molecular function: DNA-binding transcription factor activity, RNA polymerase II-specific; RNA polymerase II transcription regulatory region sequence-specific DNA binding.
CGACCUCCGUGUCCUGAGUGUCCGCCAUUUUGAUUUGUCCGAGCAUCACAUUCCUUUCCAGGUUGACGUCAUUUUUUACGACAAUUCAACGCCUCAGCGUUCAAGCAACGAAAUGGACAGGACCAGUAACGAGACUGCUAUGGACGAUCUGACAACUGUAUACCUUCUGGACGAGACAAGCAGCAGCGGGGAAUUAGACACAGAAGAGCGGCAGAACGAGGAAGGGGACCUUCCAUACGAGGGAACGUGCGGAGUAGAAUCUGACCAGCCUCCCACACAGGGUCGAACAGAGCAGACGGACAGGCCUGCAUUGAAAUAUACUGUUGAUAAACAAUAUGCAUGUGUGGAAUGUGACUAUAGGACAGCUUCAAAGACUAAACUGUCAAUACACACAAGAAAACAUACAGGCGAGAAACCCUAUAAAUGUAACCAGUGCAAAUACUCUGCUGCACAGAAAUGUACUUUGGACCGACACAUGGCUACACAUACCGGAGAAAAAUCCUUCAUGUGUGGAGAGUGCGGGUACGGAACCACCAACAGGUUUAACCUGUCCAUGCAUGUAAGGAAGCACACCGGUGAGAAACCUUACAAAUGUGACCAGUGCGACUAUUCUGCAGCACGGAAAGUUCAUUUAGACGGACAUAUGACGUCUAAACACACCGGGGAAAAACCCUACAUGUGUGGAGAGUGCGGAUACAGGACGGCUAACCGGGCUUCUUUGACCGUACAUAUGAGAACACACACAGGCGUGAAACCUUAUAAGUGUGACCAGUGCGAAUAUUCUACUGGACGUAAAAGUAACUUAAACCGACAUAUGGCUAAUCACAAAGGUGAAAAACCCUUCAUGUGUGGUGAGUGCGGAUACAGGACGGCUAACAGGUAUGACCUAUCCAGACACAUGAGAACACAUACAGGUGAGAAACCUUACAAGUGUGACCAGUGUGAAUAUUCUGCUGCACACAAAGUUUCUUUAGACCAUCACAUCACUAAGCAUACCGGAGAAAUGUGUGAUGAGUGUGGGUACAGGACGGCUGACAGGUCUCACCUAUCCGUACACACGAGAAGACAUACAAGUGACCAGUCUGAUUAUUCCUCUGCCGUAAAAAGUAACCUAGAUCUACACAUAGCCAAUCAUACCGGAGAAAAACCUCACACAUGCGGGUAGUGUGGAUACAAGACUUAUCUUUUCAUAUGAGAAAACACACCGGCGAAAACCUUACAAAUGUGACCAGUGCGACUAUUCUGCUGCACCCACAUUUGGCUCAUCACACUAGUGAAAAACCCUUCAUGUGUAGAGAGUGCAGGACAGCUGACAGAACUCGCCUAUCUAAAAAUAUGAGAGCACAUAAAGGUGAAAAGCGCCACAAUGUUGUAAAUGACUUUAUUCUUACUUCAUGUUUUUUUUCAUAUAUUACUUAUAUAUUAUGUAACAUUUUUAUGCAUUAUUAUAUACAUUAUUGUAUUUCUAAAGCUGCUUACAUGAUCUCUCUGAUUAUACAGAAUAUGUGCUGAGCAGAGGCGUAUACAAUGUAAAUUCCUAGUAAGUAGCAUAUGUAUAAAUCCACUUUUCUCGUGCCAUUAGGUAAGCCAUGUAUUAGAUAAACCAUAUUAUAGUUGCUCUAAGAUGUGAGCAAAAGUUGAACAUGUACAUAGUAGCUUCUGUAUCUCUUUCUAUAUAGCCGUAGUAGAAUACAUUAGUCAUUGUGGAUUAAGUGAGAUCUUACAUCAUUAAAUGUAUAAUUCUA